This is a messenger RNA of Trichoplusia ni (cabbage looper), 2103 nucleotides long. RefSeq names its product synaptic vesicle glycoprotein 2A-like. Gene Ontology annotation, biological process: transmembrane transport. The transcript has 12 exons. Lineage: Eukaryota; Metazoa; Arthropoda; Insecta; Lepidoptera; Noctuidae. The record is from RefSeq and is a predicted model, not a curated record. Gene Ontology annotation, molecular function: transmembrane transporter activity. Bases 407 to 1960 code for a protein of 517 amino acids.
UACACUACGCGCGCUGGCAGGUCUAUAUUAAUACAACAUGCGGCAUGCGCUUGCACGGAUCUCCGUACCUAAUUUUAGUAGUACGCCAUUGCCAGCCAACGAGGGCGCACGCUCGAAUUUUAUCCCGCCAAAACUGCAUUUUUUUCUCAUAACACGUGGGCUGUUGAAUUAAAACAUGUGUUCAAUUUGUCAGUGAUAAUUAAAUUGUAUAGUUAAGUGAUAAUUACAUGUGUCAAGUGCGUUUGUGAGUUAUUUGUGUUCAUUGAUAAGUAAGAGGCAAAAGAAGAAGGUCAUCAUUAUAAGAAAGAAACUAUCCAGGAGAGUUUCUGAUUAUCUACAAGAACCCAGUCUUGCCUUUAAGAUAUGCUCAUGUAAAAGAUAAUAGAAGAAUAUAUAGAAAAUAAAGAUGCCAGACAAAAGCAAAUAUAAUUCAGAAGGCGAUGCGGAGAGUGCGGCGAAACUCAACCCCACCAGUGAAUAUAGUUUUGAGGAAGCGUUCGAACAAACUGGGCAUGGCAAGCUCAACCACCUGGUACUCUUCACCAGCGGUCUGAUAAUGCUGAACGUCUCCAUGGAGUCUGUCGGCAUGAGCUAUGCCAUCACAACUGCUGAGUGUGAACUGAAGCUCACAAACAACCACAAAGGAUUGGUCAAUGCUGCUGCUUUUAUUGGUAUAAUCAGCACGUCUUUCCUGUGGGGCUACUUGGGUGACAGGAUAGGACGGCGAGCUGUCAUGCUGCCAGCGAUCCUGCUGUCUGCUGUCUUCUCCAUCAUAUCCUCGUUCUCAAGCAGCGUGUGGAUGCUGAUGGGCUUCAGGUUCCUUACUGGCUGCUUGAUAUCAGCCUCCAGCGCCACAGUGUACGCGUACCUGGGUGAGAUGCACGCGCACUCCAAGCGCGCGGCCGCCAUCGCGUGGAGCUCAGUCUUCAUAUCACUAUCCUUCAUUAUAUUACCAGGCCUCGCUUGGCUGAUUAUCCCUGGGAAAUGGUCGUUCAGUCUGGGCUAUAUGCAGAUUGCUCCUUGGAGAGCGUUUGUCUGGCUGUGGUGUGCCCCAGGGCUGGCUGCUGCGGCCAUCCUGCUGUUCCUGCCUGAAAGUCCAAGAUAUCUCUUGGCAUCGAGAGGUCCGGAUGCCGCGCUACCGGUGCUAGCUCAAAUGUAUGCGUGGAAUACAGGGAAGAAGGCUGAGGACUUUCCAGUGACAAAAAUAGCCUCAGGCAGUGAGGAAGUGAAGGCAGGAGGCUUCGCGGGUGCUGUCAAGAACCUUGGUCUGAUGUUCAGGCCUCCGCUGCUCAAAUGUGUGUUCAUAUCCCAUAUCUCUAUGUUUGCUGUGUUCAUGGUGUCAAGUGGUCUGUACGUGUGGGUGCCAGAUAUAUUAAACAACAUUUUGAGUAACAGCGGCAGUCAGAAGAUUACAAUAUGCCAGAUUAUUCGGGAAAAGACUCUAAAUGCUAGCCUUGCGACAACCGAGGCCCAGUGUGAAGCAGAAAUAUCAGUGGCGGUGUUCCCGAUCUCCAUGUCCAUGGGGGCGGUAUUCGCGCUCACGUACUUAGCAAUAGGGUUCCUUAUCAAUAAAGUCGGCAGGAAGACGCUCUACAGCGGUAUAAUGGUUAUCUGCGGGCUGGCCACUAUAGGCGCGGCCUUCGUCCCCGAGGGCGUGAGCGCGACGGUGUUGCUCAUCGUGUCGCUGUGCUCGGGCUGCGCGGCCUCCAUACUGGCGGCCAUCGCGGUCGAUGUGUUCCCUACUUCUAUGAGAGCGAUGUCGAUGUGCGUGAUGUACAUGGUGGGUCGCGCGGGCGCGGCGCUGGGCUCGUGGCUGCUGGGCGCCGCGCUGGACCUGCACUGUCUGGAGGCCUUCACUGCCUUCGGGGUCUUCACUGCAGCUUCAACUCUUCUUAUGCUGCUAUGGCCAGACCCGACGAAGGUUCGAAGGGAGCUGGAAGAAAAGGGAUUUACCUUCUAAGUCUAUGUUACAUAGUUAUAAACAAAACUGUUCCAACAAGAGACUGAUAAAAGACAGUUUAAGCAUUCGUAAUCAAUACGAGGCAUUUAGAAUUUAUUUUUAUUAAUCUAUUUAAAUAAACUAUUGAGAUAAUUUUAUUAUAA